Molecule: messenger RNA, 1084 nt
Organism: Aspergillus alliaceus
Lineage: Eukaryota; Fungi; Ascomycota; Eurotiomycetes; Eurotiales; Aspergillaceae
Product: haloacid dehalogenase, type II
Exons: 1
Source: RefSeq, a predicted model, not a curated record
GUUAUCUCUCUUUUCUUUUAAGUCUUCUUUUGAGGCCAUGGUGUUUCUAUCACUGACUGACGAGGAAUUUACUAUGCUUUCAGCUAUAUUCUACGGCUCAUGUAAAAAAGCCUUCAUUCUUUGGUAUCUCUCAAAGAAGCUUUGACAAAGAUGUCCCGGGAUGGCACCCCUUCAAUGAUAUUUUUCGACGUCUUGGGCACAGUUGUGGAAUGGAGGUGUUGCAUCGCGAACGAACUGAAUGCCACAGCACGAAGGGCUCUGCAAAAUCAAGCUCGAGAUCUGGGUGCUGAUGUGCGAGCACGUGUCUCUGACAUGUCCACUUCGAGCUGGCAGGAGAUCGCUGAGGAGUGGCAUCGGUCAUAUAUGGACUUCGGAUACACUUACGACACAUCUAAGCCUUUUGUCUCAGUAGAUGAGUACAACCGCAUUGCUCUGGAAAAAAUUCUUAUCAAAUGGCUUCUCCGGGAUUUAUUUAACGAGGACGAUCUCAAAAAUUUGAAUCUCGCUUGGCAUCGACUUGACUCAUACUCUGACAGUGUGCUAGGCCUUUCGUUGCUGAACACUAAAUUUUUGACGUCUACAUUAUCCAAUGGUAAUGUAAAGCUCCUUGAAGACCUACAAGAACACAAUUCUUUGCCUUUCAAGCACAUCACCAGUGCAGAGCACUUCGGUGCGUACAAGCCGUCGCCAGAGGUCUAUCAUGGUGCUGCUCGCAGAUUCGGUUUGAGGAAUUCGAAAUGUUGUCUCGUCGCAGCCCAUCUUGAGGACUUGCAAGCCGCCAAAAACUGUGGAUUUCAGACAAUCUAUCUCGAGAGAGACUUGGAAGAAGCUUGGGAUAGUAGAGACGUCGCACGAGCCAGAGAAGAGGGGUUUGUCGAUCAUUGGGUCGAAGCUAGAGGCUCAGGUCUGAUUGAAGUUGCCCGAUAUUUUGGAAUAGAAAGUGGAUUUUGAAUGGAUUAUUAUCUAGUCGGACCCUGAAUAAAUAGAUCCAAACCCUUCGUCUGCUCGUUGCCUUUUCCCGGUAUGCAGGUUUUACGUGCUGGUUAACUUGAAACCAUUGCAGUACAUAUCAGUCAGAGAUUAU